CCUUGUUUUAGAAUUUAUUUUGUAGAAAAAAUCCCAUCCACACUAUGAAAUAUCCGAAUUCCGAGUUCUAGGCAAGAUUUCAAUAUGAUUUUGGGCAGAUUCGUAAGGUUCUUGGUCUUCGCCAGCACUAUCUACUUGGCCAAGGAAUUCGGCAGUUGGGAUGAGGUCGGUCAGCGAGUUGGCGCCGAGAGGCCGCCCACGGAUCUUCCAGUUCCAGCAGAUGACUUCAAGGAAAUCCCAACCCCCAAGGACCUAGGGUCGUCCAACACCGAACGACUGUUUUUUGACGAGGAGGAUAAGCGGAGGCUGAAACGAGCUCAAGAGGAUUUGGAGAAGAAGUUGUGCCAGCCACCCCUGUGCGAACCGAAGCCGAAACCAUUUAAGGAAAGUGUCACUGACGCCCUAUACGACACCUGGCUAGCUCUCAAGAAGAUUCCCGACUACUGGUCCCGGGCAGCGGCCGAUAUUCAGGAGAGCAUCUCUAAAUUCUUCGAUGGAGGGAACAAAUAGGCAACAAUCGGAUCGGAUUUUAGUUUUAAUUCAAAAUUAAGUUGUUAAAAAAACAUUAACAAAACAAAUUUAAAAACAAAAUAUAUAUUUUUUUAACUGAA
Messenger RNA from Drosophila ananassae, 611 nucleotides. RefSeq lists its product as uncharacterized. Lineage: Eukaryota; Metazoa; Arthropoda; Insecta; Diptera; Drosophilidae. The transcript has a single exon. The record is from RefSeq and is a predicted model, not a curated record. The coding region runs from base 85 to 510 and encodes 141 amino acids.